Messenger RNA from Girardinichthys multiradiatus, 3221 nucleotides. It is a transcript of the gene oca2, whose product is annotated as oculocutaneous albinism II. Bases 259 to 2781 code for a protein of 840 amino acids. Gene Ontology annotation, biological process: melanin biosynthetic process; melanocyte differentiation; transmembrane transport. The record is from RefSeq and is a predicted model, not a curated record. Gene Ontology annotation, cellular component: melanosome membrane. The transcript is spliced from 24 exons. NCBI's taxonomy places the organism in Eukaryota, Metazoa, Chordata, Actinopteri, Cyprinodontiformes, Goodeidae.
GAGAAGGAACUCCUCACCUUCUCUUGUUUUCAACCACGCCUCUGUGCUCAAAUAUUACUGCAACCUCCUCAUCCCCCCAGCAAAAAAGCAAACAAAACGUUAUUACAAUCCCAGGAUUUGUAAAUGCCUAAAAAGUCAAGUUUUGCAGUAGAUUAUUUUAUUUGUAUUUGAUUUUACCAUCCAGCCCAUCAUCAGCUCCCUGUGUCUACAACAUCAUCAUCUAAAGCGACUUGUGUGUCCAUUUAACACGACCUCAAAAUGUAUUUGGAGAACAAAAGCAACCUGGAGAUUGAAAUGUCUCAGACGUCCGCCCAAGGCCAUCAGGGCAGGAACGGCCUGAGGUCAACAGAGGCCGUUGCAGGAAACUUUGGGGAGCUGCGUUUGCUGCAGGGAAUCUCAGAGAGAGGAGAUACUCAGAAGCUCCAGCCUGCAGGACAGUGUGUUAUCCAUACAGACGACUUUGUUCCUGUUCGGCAAGAGAAUGGUUUCAGGAAUAACUUCAAUGCUGUCAACUUUCUCAGAGGAAAAGCCAAUUCAGCCAACCUUACAGAAAGGUCCCCUCUGCUGCGAUUCUCUCAAGAUGACAGUAUUACUUAUAUGACCGUACAUGAGCCCAGCUUUGUUGGAACCGAGGAGCCAUGGGACAACUUCUGCAUGGACACUGAGAGACGUUACCGUCUGGGUAGCGAGGUUGCCAGCCUGUCACACUCCAACUCCUCAGAGAAGUACGAGACCCUGGAGAACCUCAAUCGCAGCUUUAGACUCACCAGCAGUAUCAAAUGCUGCCUUAGAGUGUCCAAGGUUGUUGCAAUGUUCUCAAUCGUUGUUCUCUCUAGUCUCUUCUUCAGCAUGUAUCCGGACCGGGACAACCCCUGGAGGAUGUUGGCAGUCUCUCCAACAGACAGCUUCUCCAUGAACGUGACAGACUUUCGGGAUAACGCCUUGCUGAAGUUACAGGUGGCAGGACCUUUUGCAGGAAGGGUUGUGGAUCCCACCACCCAGGAGUUCAUCCUGAUCCAAGUGGACCAGGCCGAGGAGCCGGGACAGCGUAGAAGGAGGACUCAGCAGGUGACUCAUAACUGGACCAUUCCUCUUCAUUUGGAACGAAGUGACCAGAUAGUGUUAACAAGAACCUUUGAGAUGCUCAGCAGUGACCCCAUCGUCAUCACGAUUCAGGCCUUCCUGCAGGAUAACAACGUUGUGCCUCUGUCCAUGACUUACCAAUCGCUCUACGUUACGAAGGAGACGCAGGUGGCUAUUGCUGGAAUCAUCCUUGCCGGGGUCUAUGUUCUCAUCAUCUUUGAGAUUGUUCAUCGCACUCUGGCUGCCAUGUUGGGAUCUUUAGCAGCCUUAGCAGCCCUGGCUAUCAUUGGUAAUAGACCCAGUCUGGUUACAGUGGUGGAAUGGAUUGACUAUGAGACACUGGCUCUCCUGUUUGGCAUGAUGGUGUUGGUUGCCAUUUUUUCAGAGACAGGCUUCUUUGAUUAUUGUGCAAUGAAGGCCUACCAAUUGUCUAGAGGGAGGGUGUGGCCUAUGAUCAUCAUCCUGUGUCUGAUUGCUGCAAUUCUAUCUGCUUUCUUGGAUAAUGUGACCACUAUGAUGCUUUUCACCCCUGUCACCAUAAGGUUGUGUGAGGUGCUUAAUCUAGACCCCAGACAUGUCCUGAUUGCAGAAGUAAUCUUCACCAACAUUGGAGGGGCCGCCACAGCUGUCGGAGAUCCGCCCAAUGUGAUUAUAGUAUCAAACCAGGGCCUGCGCAGAGAAGGGAUUGAUUUCGCCAGCUUCACGGGCUACAUGUUUCUUGGAAUAUGCCUCGUCCUUCUCAUGUCCUUUCCCUUCCUGAGGAUGCUCUACUGGAACAAAAAACUUUACAACAAAGAGUCUAUUGAAAUAGUUGAACUGAAGCAUGAGAUCCUGGUGUGGAGGCAAACGGCUCAGCGUAUAAACCCGGCGAGCCGAGAGGAGACAGCUGUGAAAUGCCUUCUGAUGCAAAAAGUGCUCAACCUAGAAAGUCUGCUUCGCAAGAUGAUGAAGACCUUCCAAAGACAAAUUUCUCAGGAGGAUAAAAACUGGGAACAAAACAUUCAGGAGUUGCAAAAGAAGCACAGAAUUACAGACAAGGUUCUGUUGGUGAAGUGUGCCUCGGUCCUCGGUGUGGUGAUCUUCAUGUUUUUUCUCAACUCCUUUGUUCCCAGUAUUCAUCUUGAUCUGGGUUGGAUCGCUAUCCUGGGUGCUCUCUGGCUUUUAGUUCUGGCCGAUGUCCAAGACUUUGAGAUCAUCCUGCACCGGGUGGAGUGGGCCACGCUAUUGUUCUUUGCAGGCCUCUUUGUUUUGAUGGAGGCUUUAGCCCAGCUGCAGCUCAUCGACUAUAUUGGAGAGCAGACAGCCCUGCUGAUAAAAGCGGUGCCAGAAGACCAGCGCUUGGCUCUGGCCAUUAUCUUAGUGAUGUGGAUCUCAGCUCUGGCUUCUUCUCUCAUCGACAACAUCCCCUUUACUGCCGCCAUGAUUCCGGUUCUCAUCAACCUGAGUCAGGAUGCAGACGUGAACCUGCCCGUGAAGCCUCUCAUCUUUGCUUUGGCAAUGGGGGCCUGCCUUGGUGGAAAUGGCACAUUGAUUGGGGCAUCAGCCAAUGUUGUGUGUGCAGGCAUCGCUGAGCAACAUGGAUAUGGCUUUUCCUUUGUGGAGUUCUUCAAGCUGGGGUUCCCCAUGAUGGUGAUGACAUGCAUGAUCGCCAUGUGCUACCUCCUAGCCACCCACAUCGGACUGGGAUGGAACAUGUAAACCACACCGGCCAAAGAGACUAGGGUGUGUUGGCAUGCAUGUGUGUACGUGCAUGUGGCCACUCCUCUAUGAGUUGCAGCUCACUGUAAAUGUGAUGUGUAUGCUGACUGACCAAUCAGAUUACGAGCAAAUCAUGAAGCACUGCAGCCAUGUCUUCAUAAAGCAUUGGAAUGUGGGAUGUUUGGACCAUCAAGGACAGACUUACAUGAGUUUGAACAAAAGCUGACUCUAAGAAAUGUUUCUUGGCUUUACGUAAAUGGCUUCUCUUCAUUAUUGUUUACAUGGUGCUAUGGCCUCAGAGGGAACAACAGCUGUUCUGAUUUCAGCUUUCAUCAGCUGUCACUCCUUAGGAAAUCUCAGAGACCAGUUUAUGAAACACAUCUAAUCAUUACUUCAAUCAUGUAUCAAAAUCUUUCCAUUAAAGGUACAUUUAAAGACUA